Molecule: messenger RNA, 20158 nt
Organism: Macrobrachium nipponense
Lineage: Eukaryota; Metazoa; Arthropoda; Malacostraca; Decapoda; Palaemonidae
Exons: 6
Coding region: 128-1795 (555 amino acids)
Source: RefSeq, a predicted model, not a curated record
CGACACUCUCGACAGCACAGUGGCAGCUUAUGUUAGUCACCGCAAUGCAGUAGCGAGCGUUACUUGCCGCUAACACUAUAGAAUUGUCGUGCACGGCUACUUGCUGGCUAACGCAAGGUGACUCAACAUGUUGGAGGUCACAAACAUUCAAGAUGGAGAAGUUGUCAGCCAUCGCUUGUGCUUAUUGCGUGUGAUAGGGACACAACCUGAGGCAACAUGUGGUGCAAUUCAUAAUCAGAGUGAUAACAAUAGAAAUGGGACUUUAUGGAAAAUAUACAAUGGUGGGUUUAAUGCUUUGGUUCCUCUUGUUGAUGGGAAAAAUUACUUGAGAAUUAUAUGUGGGACAGAGGAAGCUACCAUACAGGUGGAGUACCAGCCACUUAAGAUUCCACGUUUCAUCCGUCUUGUUUAUAUCACUUGCCUAAAUGAAGAAAAAUUUCAAGGUCCUGCUAAUACAGAGCGGUCUCCUAAUACAGCAGUUCGGAAAAUUCAGACAGGAGCUCUAAUUCUACAGACUUUUGUUGCUGAAACUUUGGCAGCUGAAGGUUUAGGUCGACGCACUUUUCGCUAUGAAUUAGACAAAGAAGGGAACCCCAUAGUCCAUGUUGUACAGUUACCUCUCACCAUAAAAGAAGCACAUAAAUUCACAGAGGAGCGUUUGUGGGAAACUGCAGCACUGCAGAUUUUGUCAUCCCAUCUUGCAGAUAAAAAUUGCAAAUAUGUAGCCUUUUUCUGUGGUACCAGGUUUUCCAAUCCAGAUAAAUUGAAUGUAAAACAUGAAGCAGAAAUUAUGGAAUUAACGAAGGGCCAUGUGUCUUUAGGAGGAGGAGGAUUAGCUCUUGUUGGUACAGGUGCAUUGUAUUCAUGGGCAACAGAUGUUGAAGAUGUAAUAGAUGCUAUGAGGAAUAACACUCCUGUAGAUACAAAUUCACUCUUGGACUUCAGUGGUGGAAGAGGUACAUGGGGAGCUUGCUAUGGCACUCACCUUGGAUCAGUUUUACAUGAAUUGGCACAUACUUUAGAUCUAGGACACACUCCACAUGGCAUCAUGGCAAGAGGUUUUGAAGAUCUGCAUGUGUUUUUCACAACCACAAAACUCACAUCAGAUUACCUUCCUCAGUCACCACAUCAUAGUGCCAUCAUGCGUCAGUCCAUGUCUAGCUCUUUAAUCAAAGAAUCAGUCACAUUUACUACAGACUUCGUCCGCAAAAUACCAUUGGAUAAUAUAAAUAUGACAGUUGAGCCUCCAAAAGAGCCGAUUGCAUCCAGUGGUGUUUACAGUCCCCCAAUUUUUACAAGAAGAUAUCCCAACCGAAGAGAUUCAGAUGCAAGUCCUGGAUCUCCUGUUACUCAAGAGUCUAUUUCGUCACAAAUGCCAAAGAAUGCUUGCAGUCGUCCAUUACUGAAUGCUCCAUCUCCUAAUCUGAGUACACACUUCAGCAAUAAUAACAAAUUCUCAGAAGUUGAUGGGAGUAAAUGCAGAGCCUUUUGGGCAAGAUCGAGUGCUGUUAUAUUAGCUUUUCACAAGUGGCUGAAUGAAGUAACUCAUGGUGAGCCUCCUGAACUGAAAGGGUCUGUUGUCUGCAGCACUGCAGGAAUCCGAGUGGUUGAGUUACGUGAUUUGCAUACAAUGGCAUUCCACCACUGGGAGUUUGUAACAAGACCACCACCUCCAGUUCUCCAUCUUCCAUGGGCACAGGUACCACACUGGCCACCAGAUACCCACAUUGAGGUAGUGGCUCAGGAUACUCAGGGUAACCUUCUGAAGGGGUGUUUUGUUCCUCGUCCACUAUAGACAGACUAAUUUAAGGCCUCAAACAUUGCACCAUGAAAAAGUUUACAUGGUUUUAAAUUUGAAAGUGUUAACUAUUUAUUGUUUAGUUAUGGGUUCCUUGUGAAGACUUAUUGCCAAAAGUCUUUUGAAAUAAUUUUGAAUUAGUUUUAUUUUGUUACCAAGUUAUGAAUUUUAGUAUCUAAAACUUCUUAUGUAUCUAUUCCAUAAAUUUUAUCAUCUCUCCUGAUGUGACAUUUCUAUUUAUGAAAGUAGUAGUAUAGAUAAAAACCAAGGCAAAUUCCAAUACUCAAGUUACAUAGCCUUAGUAGAUUAAUACAGUAAGCAAGCAGCUAGUCAUUAGAAUUAAAAUAUUUUAUAAUAGAGAAGCUCAGCCUAUUGUAGUACAGUAUAUCAGUUCAUAGGCAAAAGAUUUAUCUAUGAAACUACUCUACUGCAAGUUAUUUUACAACUUAGAGAUUGCGAUGUUCAUAAAUUUUCUUUCUUUGCAACUUCUUGCAAGAUUCUUUCAUAUUAAAAUCGGUGUUAGCUACGUACUGAUAAAUCCAGUUUAUAAUUCACCUGUUAUCGUCCUUUAUUUCCUGCUUUAAUUAGGUUUAGUAACUUCAUAGUCCUGUUGCCUUACCUCAUGAGGCUGCACAAACACUUCAUUGGUAUUCUUUAAUUAUUCUCUUUGCCUUAGCAAGGAAUUUCUAAUAAACAUAAUGUUUAUUCAUAAAGACUAUAUAAUACUGAUUUUCUAAACUUCCCAGGCAAGGUCCACACAAAACACAACUAUCAUGUUAUCCAAUUCCAAACACCUUCUGAUUGACUCCAUUUUACCAAACUACUGUUUAUCCUUUUGAAUGACCAAGGUAAGGAUUUCUGUGUUAACAGAUUAUGAGUAGCAAGUAGCAAGAUUACUUUCGAGGGUGGUAUUGCUUUUAACACUUUUACACUUAUGAAUAUUUAGGUUCAGGAUUUUAAGUAAUUAUUAUUUUGUCGAGAACAGUGUAGAGCUCAUGUUUCUGUUCACACAGCUUCUCAAAAACAGUUUGGAAAUUCUGCUGCUGUUGAACAAAUUAACUGCUUUAUUCAUUAUGAUGAUUUAAGAAUUUGUGUACCUUCAAACUAGAGAUGUUUUGAAAAAGGGUACCAUCUCAAGCUGUAAAGUCAGUUUAGUUUUACAUGAUUCUGCAGUUACUAAAUGAUCAUACUGUAUAAAAUAAUUGGUAAAUUAAGUUAAAGAUUUAUUGAUUAUUUUGUCAGUUGUGUUACUAUUUCAAGGGACCAAAUCAUAAUAUUUUCAAUUUAGAUUUAACUUUUGCUGUCUCUGUCUACUACUGGUGGUUAAGAUUAUACCUACAGUUUUUGUUAAUGGUAACUGGAGAAUGUAUCACAAGGCUUAACAUCUAAUGAUGUUGGAUAUAAUGCAAUGCCAUUACCACUAUUGUUUUUCAUGCUAAUUAGGAUGUACAUAGAACUCUUGAUUGUACAGUAGUUAUAUAAUAAUUGAUGUAUAUCAUGAGAUUAUAGAUUUUAUGAGCGCCUCAGUGGCAUGUCGGUAUGGUCUUGGCCUGCCAUCUCGGUGGCCGUGAGUUCGAUUCUCAGGCAUUCCAUUGGUCCCGUUGCUGAAUAACCACUGGUUCCAUGCAAUGUAAAAACACCAUACAAACAAACAAACAAUACAGAUUUUAUGAGAACCUUCCUACAACCAAAAAAUUAAACCUGUUCAGUCAUUAUGAACGUAUUUAUUUGUGUAUGUAUAUUGUGAUAAGCUCUGCAUAUUGUUUCAAGAGAAUAUGAGAACUGGAAAACUCAGGUGCUUGAAAUUUUGUAGGCAAUGGAAAUGCCUAAGACCACUGGAGUCUAAGUCCAAUUAUUUUGUGGUAUAUAAUACCAUAAUGCUGGUAUACAUUGGCACGAUGAAGUCCAUAUGUACGUAUACCAUACUGGUACUUUAAGAACUUGUAUUUAGGUAAUAAUUUUUGCUGAGAUUCACUUGCAAGGCCCAGAGGUCUUUAAGUAAAAUAUAAUUACGUUCUAUCGUCAAAGGAAAUUUUAUCUUUUUCAUAAUUACCCUUCAGUGAUGUACUGUUGUCUGUAUUCUUAGCUCACACAGUCAGGUGGACUUCUCCAUUCUUGCUGUUUAUAGUUUUCAAUUGGAGAGAAGUUAUUUUAUUUUCUUAACUAAUUCCAUUUAUUUUAGCAGCAUAUGCCAUAAACUGGCAAAUAAACAUAACAGGUUUCCUGUCUAGAUUCUGCGUGAGUGAAGUGAUGUGUGCUAUUUCACCAGAAUUACUGUGAUCUUUUUCCAUUUACAUAACUUGCUUGUUCUAUUGCAUUAUAGUUUUUUCAUUUGCUUGCAGGCAGAAGUAAUCUUGCUGUUAUACCUUUGCUCUUAAGAGAGUGGUUCAUGAUUUAAAUGAUGAUCAAACUAAGAUAUCAGGUAUUUUAAUGAAAUCACGUAGUAAAAUCUUUAGCAUACAUGCUUAAGUAUAAUUGCUAAUUCAGAUUGCUAGGUGAAUAGGAGACAUACAGUAUUUGAAAUUUUAUUUCCAAGUAAGUUUUAUGUCAUGGUCAUUUGUAGGUUAUACAUUUUGUGGACAAUUUUACUUGAAAACAAUUUUGUUUAACAGGAAAAGCAUCAGACCCAUUAUUAGUCAGCAUUCUUUAAAAACUUUUAAGCAUUUCAUAUAUACUGUUGAAAAAUUAGUUCCUUGCUGAGGCUAAAAGAAGACUUGAUAUUAUUCCAUGUUUCUUGUCUCAGUAAACAAGUGAUAUUCGUCUUUCUCUUUUGCAGGAUAAAUUUUUUGUGAAUUGAUCUCAGAUUUUCUGUCAAAACAGUGUUUAUGGUUUUUUAAAGUAGAGUAGCAGUCAGUAGUAGUUCUAACUCAGAGUUCGCUGGUAGAUUUUUCCAGUAAUAUUUUAAUUUAUAACAUAGUAACAAGUUUUGUUCUUUCCUAGUAUUCUGAUAGUUGUGUAGACUUGUUAAACUGGGAAGAACUUCAGACUUAUUCCAUAAGUUUCACUACAUUCCUUAUGACUGAUAGUCAAGCUUUUAUAUUGUAGUUUAAAAUAUUUUUGUUUGUGCUGCUGAUCAUGUAAGCCAUGUGAAUAUCAGCUGGACAGUUUCUCACAGUAUACUUUUGUUUUAACACUAUUCUUCAUCGAUAUCCUUUUUGUGCUGUUCAUACUGCAGCUCAUUAUAUGACAUUAUGGUAGUCUUUAAUAUGACUAGAAUAUUUCUAUAAUUUCACUAAAAGUAGAUUUGACAGUUUUGUUAUCCUUAAACUUUUUUUUCAUUUUACAUUCUAAAGGUAGGUGUAGGAAGUCGUUUAUGAAAUCUUGUAUUGUUAUGAAGCUGUACUGUAUUUAUUUAUGACUUUUCUUGGGAUUUGGUGUUGGAAAAGUUCUUUUUGUCAAGGCAUAAUUGGCAGUUUAUUAUUAUGAACCCAUAUAUCAUGAGUACCCUUGUUCUGUGUGAAACAUACUCUGGUGCACCAACAGAGAUUUGAAAGAAAUAGCCCUACUUGCCAUGUCCCAGCUAACCCCAUCAUGUCACAGGGUGAGACUUAUUCUUCUGUGUGAUUCCAUUGGAUGUGGACAUACAGCUCUGGCUUCCCAGGACAAGGGGAAUGCCUCUGCUGUUUUUAUGCAGAGAUAUUUAUAAUUCAUUUUCAGCGACUAAUUCAUUUCUUUACCAGUUUAUUCACUUUAAUGAGCAUUUAGUUACAUCAUUUACUACUUGCCUUUGGACUGACAACUUACUAGUACAGUCAGUCCCCGGCUUACAAGGGGUCCAGCUUAUAAUGUUCUGAGGUUACAAUGUUUUUCAAGUAUAUUCUUCAGAAAUUAUUUCCCGGUUUACGACAAGUUGCAGGGUUAUGACACUCAUCUUACAGAAGAAAUAUGGCUCCAAAACAACAGAAGAAUAAAAAUUUGGAGUAUUUUUUUUUUAACGAAAAACUCUAUAAAAAUGCAGUUUACAUUGUUUUCAAUAUACCAGAUGCAUUAAAAGUAAGGUUUUCUUAGGAUUUUCAACAAUUUUUCAGCUUAUGAAAUGGCGUAGAAGGGAGCCCCCGUCAUAAACUGGGAACUGCCUGUAUUCUCAAAGUUACUGUGACAGUUGACUUAUAUUCUCUAAGUUACUGUGAGUCAUCCCCUUUCCUCAUUUUUCAUUACUAUGGAGUAAGUUUCUGUGAAUUUUUUUUUAAAUUUCCGUAAUUUUCAAACUUAUGUAAUUCUUUUGAUCAUGUGAUUCUAGUCUUUUUUUUUUUUUUUUUUGUUUUUUUUUUUUUUUUUUUUUUUUUUUGCCAGUGGUAAUGGGUGGUGUAACAUAACCUUUUGCAUAUGUGUAAGCCCUGUCAGUUUGUUUACCCAGUAAUUGCUUGUAUAUUUCGCUUUGCACUUCUGGGCAGUAAUCAUGGAAUGCGUUCUAGGCCCUGAUGCUGUUGUUUAUUAAAAUGAUAAAUGAAAGUAAGAUGUAACCAAGAACCCAUGUUGGUUUUUUUAGACAUAGAAGCAUGAAAAUUUUAAAAAUAUUCUGUGCAAGCACAAAACCAUUUGUAAUUUUUUUUUUGUGCUUUUCAUCUCCUUUCUUCUUUCUCUGGAGAUACUUCAGUAAAAAGUUCAUAUAUGAAGAGGAAUCAUUAUACCAGCCACGUGAGACCCAUUUACUUUUUAUUUAUUUCAUUACCUAUGCAAUGCUUACAUUUUGUUAAGCUUCUUGGUAAAGAAGAGGUUAAGACAGUAUUUCUGAUUGACCUUACCUCUUUUAGGCAAAGUUUCCCACUCUAGCCACUGGUCCUCUGAAAGACCCUCUGCCUGAGGGACUCUUCAUGGCCAAGACUCAAUCUUCUAGUAAUGAUAGUUUUCUCUUAAAUUUAUUUCACUAUCUGUGACUUACUUUCAUCUCCCAAGAAGAGUACUCUGGAUCCUGUGAGAGCCCUCAAAUCUUAUCUCCUGAAAAUGGAAUACUUUUAAACAUUUUGUACUUUACUGCAUGUUAGUUGUCAGAAUCUAGUUUUUUAAGUUCAUUACAUCUUAUUAACUCAAGCAGGUAGUUUCUUGGGCUUGUGGUGAUGUUUCUUGGUAGUAACUUGUUAGUUCUGUUAUUAGUGCUCAUUAAGUUCAAGCCCUCUCCUCCACCUUGGCAUUUUAGUUUAAAUCGGAGCUGUUUGCUAUACUCAUAGUAGGCAUUUGGCAGAAUACCUUUGCCAGAUUUUAUGUAUGUAAAGUUAUUCAUGAAUCCAUUUAUGUUUAUUUGUUGGGAUCCAUUGAAUUAAAAAUAAAAUUUAGGCUAAUGGCCAAGCACUGGGACCUAUGAGGUCAUUUAGUGCUGAAAGGGAAAUUGAGAAUAAAAAGAUGUAACAGGAGGAAAACCCACAGUUGCAGUAUGAAACAAUUGUUAGGAAUGUGUGGAAAGUAAGAUGGAAGGAAGAGAAUAGGAACAAAGGUAUAGUAAAGGAAUGAAAGGCAUUGCAGUUAGGGGCUGAAGGAACACUGCAAAGAACCUUAAGUAAUGCCUGUAGUGCACCACAUGAAGAGCACUGACAGCAUUAACCCUCUACAGGGCUGGAAUCUAUUGAUGCCGUAGGGCAUGUAGUUUUUGUAGGGAUGAAUUGGGGCCUUUCUCGUCGUGACUUUAUCCUUUAUUUCUUGUGAACUCAAGUAAGUUUUCAAGGUUAAUUAUCCAUCAUCUACCUUUGGGGGAUUGGACUUUCUGCAGCACCUUUACUUUUAUCUUCAAGGGUGCAUCUGCUUUCUAUCACAUGAAUUAUGAUCAGACUGUUUAUAAUUUAUGAGUUAGCAGUAGUAAACAAUAUUUUAUAAUGAAAGACAUUUCUUAUACAAACCCAAUAUGUAAUCAUAAUUUCUAUCACCUUCUUCCCUCCUCCUCACUGUUCAGAUAGAGGCUGUCCAUGAAGCUAGUGUAGUCUUACCUUGUGACAUGAUAGGGUUUGCUAGCACUUUUGCAGUGGUGCUUUAUCUUUCAGAUAUCUCAUUGUUGUACUGGGUGUGAUCUGCACAGAGUAAGACUGUUCAUGUAUAAAAAUGUAGAAAAAUUAAAAUAUCUCAUUUUGUAACCAUGAUGCUGUAAACAGACACUGAGCAAUCUGAUAGUAAUUCUUAGCACAACUUGACAAGGAUGGAAAAAAUAACUGACUAGUUUUAAUGGUUUUCUGUAGUGUAUUAUAUGUACCAUAGUUACUGUAUUUGGUUACAGAAUUUUUUUAGUUGCUCUUGAUUUUCUUGUAGUAAAAUGCAUUUUUAUAUAGAUGGAAUGAAGACAGUAUCACUCAAAUAUAUGUGUUUGACUUGUAGUUGUAGUAAGAUAUAUUCAUGUCAUUGUUUAUAGUUACUUGAAUAUAUGUUUGGUAGACAUUUGCUCAACUAGAAAAUUUACUAGUUAUCUUUUAAGUCUUCAUUGUUACGAAUGAUUUCUACCAUUUAUGUAACCAGUAAGAUAGCGCUGCAUAAGGUUCACUUAGUAUUUAGAUACCCCUAAAGAUUGUUUAAAACUUUAUAUGUGUGAUAUUGAAUUGACAAAAACCCAUCAUCCUAAUGCUGUGUUGUAUUACAAGUCCUCUUGUGUAUAUUGACAUGUCAGCAUGAUGUGGUAUUUUAGGUACAGUAAUAACCGGAACUUACGUGAGGUUAGGUUCUAGACCUCCUCGUGCAUGGGGGAUUUUUGCGAAAAUGCUAAAAAAUGCUUAAUUCUAGAUUUUGAACACUAAAUAUGAUCUCAGUCAUGCACCCUAAAUAUUGAGCUAACUUUUAAAUUAGAUUAAAGUUACUGUUAUUUCAUUCAAAAGUUAGUUUAAUACAUUACCCUUAAAAAAUAAAUAAUUGAUUGGUAAAAAUGUAGUUGUGUGUGAAGAUUACACACUACAACGUAUUUCUCUCAUCUCUCCCCUUCCCGACUGACCGAUCUACUUUUAGAAAUCUUCUCAAUCACUCUUAAGAAAUUGUUUAUUCUGUCUCUUUCUCUUUGUUCUGAAAUUCCUUUUCAUGAACAAGCAGUGCUUUUUAUUUGGACUAAUACACCUCUUAGUUAUGUGUCUGUUUUAGAACACCGUAUUUACAGUUCUAGACGGUAAAGGUAAAAAUAGUUCAGUAGAAAAUUAUUUACCACUAACUACAAGAGAAAGAGAGAGUAUACAUAUAAGUAUUAAAUUAACUUGUAAAUUAAAUUAAAGUUACUGAAAUUCCAUUUAUAAGUUACCUUAAUACAUUAGAAAAAAUAAAUAAAUGGUUGGUAAAAAUAUAGGAGUGUGUGAAGAUAUAUAUAUAUAUCACAGACACACACACACACAGAAUGAAUAUAUUGUAUAAAAAUCAUUAACCGGCUAAUGGCAACACUCCCCUUUCUGUCACAUUACUUUACAUAUUUGACAUCUCUAGAAUUCACGCUUCUGGUGGAGUUAAAAAGAAAGCCAAGGGAAAGAAUUUUUAUAUGCAUAAUUUUGUAAUUACAUUUACUAUACGUAUUAAUAUUAUUAUUUGAAAUUAUUAAUAAACAUUUACAUGUACCAUAAAAAUUCUCUCAUCUCAGUAAGAAAGAGAGAGAGAUAGAGAAGAGUUCUUCUUACUUAAAAGUGAAAUGAAAAGGGUAUUUCUUUAAAAUGCUAUCAUAUACAAAUUUUGUAGUUACAGUUAUAUUGUUAUAAUUAAAUUAAAAGAUGCUCAUAAUAGCAUGAUCUUCAAAUGGAGAAACAAGUCCACACUUAUGUAAAUGUACAUAUAUUUAAAUUUAAAACUGUAAGGAUAGCUUUCGGGAAUCUGCUCUUUUCCCCUUUUCAAUCUGACAAGUUGAUGUAGCACUUUAACCGAGUAAAUAUAAAAGGGGUCAAAAUAAGUGACUUGUUUAUGAACUAUGAUACUAUUCUUUAAGCAUAGAUAAGGCAAUGCCUUCGUUUUCUGGAACGUUUAUUUGGUCCUUCCCCAGUACGGUCAUUUUGAUGGUCUUCAACAGUUAUGUACAUUUACUUAACUGUGGAUUUGUUUUUCCAUUAUUAAUUAACAUAUUAUUUGAAAAUAAUAAACAUAGUACAGUACAUACAUCUACCAUAAAAAUUCUCAUCUUGGAGAGAGAGAGAGAGAGACAUUAUUUUUAUCAUUUAAUGUUAAUUUACACACAAAAGCUUGAAAACUUAUAAAUUACAAACAUAAAAAAUAAACAAACACUUUUGUAGGGUUUCUCGAAGAUAAAAAAUGUCUUGUUUGCGUUCGCAUGUCUGUGAAAUACUCUCAUAUGAUAAUUAGUUAGGAUCCCAUGAAAAGGUUGCGCUAUUGAGAAUUUGCACAACUUGAAUCACGUAAGAUUGAGGUAUUACUGCAUAUGUGUUUCAUGUAGGCUUUCAUGAUUUAGAAUUAAGUGCUGCUGUACAAUUUACAUAAUUAUAUUUAUGUGAGCUCCUUUGGAAGGUAGCACUUAAAUUACAAUAGAUGCUAUUACCUGUCAUCUUGAAUCCAUAUACAGAGGAUCUUCCUACAUUUUAGCUCUUAAGUAAUAUCACAUCUUUGUCACUUCACCAUUUGUUUCUUUGCAAUGUAUUUUGUAUGCUGCCAUUUUGAACAUGAUAGAUCUGAUUGGGCCCUUUGGUAACCAUAGGUUUGGGGUUGGUUUAUCCUUAAUGGCUUUACCCAUAUAAGUACAUCAACCUUGUAGAAUGUUUCCCUUUAAUGCGGGAAUGACUGUCUGUGUUUGUUUUUCCUUGGCUGCUUGGUUGGUGUCCAGUUGUUUGGUUCAUGAACCAUUUAUUCCAUUGAUUUAUACUUACCAUAAGUUUUGCCUUUUCUUGUAAGUCAUGCAAGUUUGGUGUUUAGUUUUUUAUAUCCUCGUGGCCUUGUCUUGUGUUUCAGAGAUGCAGGGGCUUACUUUUUAUUGAUCUUCUCUUUCCUCUUCAGGUGUUCUUAGAAUAUCCCUGGCCUAACUGUAAGGUGAACUGGUUUUAUUCAACUAACACCAAAACACCAUUCACUGCCAGACUUUGGAUGGCUCCUUUGAGGUCUAUUGAAGCAGAUGUGGUAGUCUGUGAGUAGGAUAAGUCUUAUGGCAAGAAAACUGUGCAAAUAGAGAACAGUGGAAUUCAAAAAGCUCAUAUUCAAUUGAUAUAUAGAGCCUGAGUGUCUUCAAACUGUGGUUUCUUUCCUUCGAAAUCAAAAUCCUUCUCAGUUCAUUGAUAUCUCAUCCAUCCCAGUACUUAAAAGGUUGUAAAGAAUGUCAAGACAAAAAUUCUUUUCUCCUAGGAUGGUUUUUGAAAAUGAGUUUUCAUCUUAAAUUUUUAUAGACAAUGAGGGGCCCCUCAACUAAAUACAUCGGUAAAUGUCAUCUCUAGGGACAUGAAAAUUUUUCUAAAUUUAUAUUUGGUAUUUCUGAAAUUUACACAUUCUUCAUCAAGUCUCUGGCAGAUAGAGUCAAGAUGAAGUUCUUUAACGAUUUCACUUCCUCUAUCAUUAAUAUAGAAAUGGCUUGUGCUAAAGUAUAAUGAUUCUCAUUAUACUUUAACCUAUUGGAAGAUCUCCAAACUCUGCACCAUCUUUAAUAUGGUGAAUGAAUUAUUGAGUUAUUUGACCCUUUAUUUUUAAUUCAUUCUUUUGGAAAAUGGUCAUGAGUGGGAAGAUCCCAGGUAAGCAGGGUGACCUAGAUUGUGGCUUCUCUCUUAUGGCAUUCUGAAAGUUGUGUUUAUAAAAGUUUAUGUAGAAAUAAAAACCUUGAUAGUUUAACAGAUAGGUUAGGAAAAGAGGAAUCCUUUGUCUAUGAGUAUCUCAAAAACUGCCCCAUUAUGCCCUUGUCCCAUAUAGUUGUGGCUGAGUUUUUAUAUUUGAGCAUUCAUGUUUCAAAAAGGCUUUUUGAAUUUCAAAAUAACAACUUUCUGGCACAUUAUUUAAUUCAGCUUCUAGGGUAAACUAGUUUUUCAGUAUUUUGCAUUUUCUAUGCUGCGAGUUAUUGGUCUCUUUGUUAGCCACAGCAGAUAACUUGAUUCUUAUGUACAUAUGAAUAGAAUGAGAGGUAGAAGAUUAUGCAUGGUUCAGAUGAAAGUGUACUCUUACGUAUGGAGUACAUAACUGGUUAGUUCUCUAGUGGAAUUAUGCGGCUAAAUGUCACUACUAUAAUAACCAUGGUACUGUGUCUAUAGAGAUGAUAUUCUUAAAAAGUGUAUUUGGAUCUAUCUACUCCCACAUCCUUGGCUAACUUUUGAAAGUCAAGCCAAGUUUUACUAAAAGUUUUAUUGCAUAUUAUGUUCAUAAGCAACAUGAGAAUUUUGUUGCAAUUUUGUAAAUCAUAGCUUAAUACAGUUUGUCAGAUCUCAGUGAUAUGUAAUAAUCGAGCAGUGAGAGUUUAAUUUUAUAAAUACUAAUAUAUCCUUUAUUUCAAAUUUAAGGGACUUUUGUCUUAAUUAUUGUGAUAUACUUUCUACUGAUAUUUAUUGAGGGCAGAAAUGUUUUUGUCAUCUGCUUCCUUGUAUAUUGUAAAAUGUAAUUGCCAUGGGUGUUAGAAGAAUGUUUAGUUUUUUAUAAUUUACUGUUAUUUUAUUUUUUAUUUAAGCUAAUAUGAAAGUAAUUUGGGAGCUCUUAAUUAGAAUUUGCUUUCUGGUUUCUUAUAAGACAAAAAAUGAAUUACGUAUUUUGAUAUAUUAAUUCCUUUCUUUGUUAUUCUUUGAGCAUUCCGCUUAUGCACUUUUGAAAUAUUUGUCAUUCUUUCUAUACAUUAAUUUGUCUAUGUUGUAUAUGUUAUUUCUUAGACACUGCUAUCCUUAUUUAUGGACUUGAAUUCAUAUUUGCAUAUGCCUGAUAUCUGGGUAAUCAGAUUCAAGGACUGUUAUCAAGUGCCUAAGAUUUUAUGCAAUAGCUUCUGCUGGUAUGGCUAGGUUUCUAAAUGUAUUUAAAGCGCUUUGUAAAAAAAACUGUAUAUCAGUACAGUACUUAUAUUUUUGUGACAGUGGAGUUAAAUAGUAUAGCUUGCAGAAGUACCGUAUUGUACUGUACACAAGACAUUUUUGCAAUUAAGUUGCACUGUUUUAUCUUAUGAAAUUGCUUUUUUCAUGAAGGUAAAGCUUGCAACAAUAUUUUUUGAGAACAGUUGUUAAUUUAGACAUUCACUUAGAACAAAAUGUUCAUGAUACAAAUCAUUAACAGUUCAUGAAAUAGUCAUUACAGUAUACUUCUAAGGAAUUUUUGGAAAUGUCUGAAAAUCUGUAGCUUUUUUUCAGUAAGAUUUUCAGUAAGACCAGACAGGAAGUACAGCAUCUGGAAUAUAUUUCUCACAAGCAUUGCAGCCCUGGUUUACCAUGAAAUUUCUUAGGUUAUUUUUAUACAUAGUAUAUAUUGCCAGUUUAUGGUAUAAUUUUCCUUUUUUGUAUUAUCUAUUUUUGGUAUUUUAGUCCUGUUAAUCAAGAGAAAUGUUCACAUUUUGGUUAUGACAUCAAAAAUCAUCUAUGAACAUUGCACUAACGUAAAUAUGUUAAUUUGUAAAUCCUAGCAAAUUUCUGCGUUGUCAUUUCCUACUCACAAGAAAAUUUUGCUCUCCACAAAACAUUAUGUAAAAGUUGCAGAAAAAUUCUGGUUUUCCAGAAAUAUUGUAUAAAUAAAAUGGGAAAAGAAAUGUAAAGAAUAACACCAACAUUCAUGUUUUUAUUUUGUAGUUCAUCUAUUGGUGGCAGUUACGUACUUGUACUUCUUCUAUUGGUGGCAGGUACUAAAUCUGAUGUAUUCCAUAAAAGUGUUACCUCAGUGUUAAAAUUUUAUGCACAGUCCAGAAAAAUGUUAAGAUUCUUAUUGAAAAAUAUCCCGUUAGACUCCUAUAACCUUGAUGUUGUGGAUGGGGAGGAGGGGGGGACUUCAGUGAGCAGCAGAUUUGAAUCAACUCAUAACAUGGCCUCAAGUAGUUGUUCUAGACUAAAUAGCUAAGUUUUCUUAAACCUUUUAUUGCUUUGUUUUUUCUUCCUUAUGCUGGAUUGAUUUUUGACUUGAAACCCCUGUGCAGCGUUACUUCUGAUCAUGCUUAGAACUUGAAGGAAGGUAAAAGUUAUACUCACUCAGUUCAAUUAACCUGGUGGUCAAGCAAGAUGAGUCUGAUGUGAAGCUUUACUCCAAAUACUGAGUCCAAUCUUGAUGGACUGAUGACCAUCAAAGCACUAGAAAUAUAAUUUUAUCUCAGUGUACUAAGUCCUUGGAUGACCCACUCAGUGUACUAAGUCCUUGGAUGACCCAUAAGAAAGUGCUGUAUUUCCUUGAAAUGCAACUUUAGGAAGGUGUGGGAAUACUAUGGGAAAAUACCUCAAUAAAACUUGAUGGUCUACAUUUUGAUUAUGAGCAGUGCUUUCCUUGUAACUGUUGAUGACCAAUAUGUGGGAAUGGGUAAUCCUAAGUUUUCUUCCUUUAAACUAAAUACCAGCCAAGUCUCAUAUUAAACACAGGAACCAUAUGAAGAAAGAGAUACUGUGUAGUAUAGUAAAAUUCAGACAUCACACUAUUUGGACUCCCUCUUUGGAUGUGAUAACUAGUCAAAGUUUUUGAUAUUGACAGCUGACUCAAAUUUAGUAUGCCCAAAACUAGAAAAUAGUUACCAAGGAGAAUGAAUAGUUGUGUGACAACACCAACAAAUCCCACCAGAAAAUUUCAUGAUAAAUACCAAAACUGGCAAUGCUGUAUACACAGUUUACUAGACAACACUAUGAAAAGUGACCAAGGAAUGAAGAUGCUACCAAAGACAAAGAACUAGCUAACCAAAUCAUUCUUUAAAAAUAUGCAAUAGCAUUGAAAAUUUAGUAAGAAGAAGAAAAGAGAGCCUUGCUUAAGUUGGCAAAAAUAAAAUUUUGUGAGCAAAACCUUCCUGUAAAAAUCAAAGUGUUAUGGCAAAAUUUAAAAAUUAGACUAUACAACAAGUUCAAAAACCCUGCCAGCAUAAAAUACUUGAAAAUGUUAUUCUAGUCAAGAAGAAAAAUUUUGUGCCUAUGCAGUCUAUGCUCUUCUACCCAUCAGAUGUUAUUCAAAGUACUGGCUUUGGUUGACCGAAUUUUACUUAUAAUUUUGAAAAUUUGCACUGAAAUUCAAGAUUAUUUCUACAGUUUUAUUGAUUGAUUCAUUUAUUAUGUUAACAAUAACAUAUAUAUUACUUUAUUUGUUGCUAUGUUAAAUACUUUGACUUAACAAAAAACAAAAAACAAUAAUUAUUUAUUACUUUCUAGUACAGUUCAAUGAAAAGGAUAGUCACAGUAAAUGUGGACUUCCAGAAAUUUUUUGGUGGGUCGUUCGACCCCACCCCUCGGUACAUACUGGCCUGAUAAAGGACAAAUUGAUGAAGAAUUCAGGGGAAGAAUUCUUCACUCAAAAUAGAAAAGUUCUUAGUGACAUACUGUCCAAGAAACAUGAUCCUAAACACACUGAACAAGUGUAGUUGGAGAAGGGUAAAGAUAAUAUAGCCAACAAAAGGUCAAUUGAUAGCACCUCUCCAUCAAAGAAAAAAUUAAUACCUUCACUGAUAAGCCAGACCAGCCUUUCAAACUAAAACUACACAAACAAAUCUGGCAGGGUUACACUAACCUCAGUCGUACGAGCAAACAAGAAAUAGUUUAUAAGGAAAAAACUAAUACAUAAUCCAUAAUUUUAUGAGACAGAGACAAAAUUCCAGUCAUAGUGCUUAAAAAUGCCACUUUCUAGAAGAAAUUCGUUUUCUUUUUAUAAUGUAGUAGUUGUCAUCCCAAUACUAUGUGCAUACACUCACUGGGCAUGUGAAAUCGUAGAAGUUACUUUUUCUAAAUCUCCCUCUAAGGGCAAUAGGGUAUUUUCCUUGGUAGUGUCCCUACUGGUGGAACAGAGUGUGUAAGAGGAUGAUGGAUGAAAGUAUCCACAACUGAUAUCUUAUAUCUGACUGAGCAUUUGCUUGAUCCACUGAAGCAGACUUGGAUUUGCUGAUUUUCUGUAAACUAUAGUGGCAUACCCUGACAGGGUCUAUUGCAUGUGCCACCAGGAGACUGUUGGUACUAGGUUCACAUGUGAAGUAGAGGAAAAGCACUCUUUCAAAAGUUCUGAGGGUUUCUAGGUCCUCCUCAGUGUAGAUUCUGACAAAAGUGUCAUCAACAUAAUCAAGGAAUUAUGGGGGCAGGGGAUCUUACUGAAGACCGUCUCCUUGACAAUGCCUUUGUAGAAGUUAGACAUCUAAUGUGGAUACUUUCAUACUUUGUGUUCUUAUGUACUGCUCCAUUUGGAGAGAGAAUACCAAUGAGAAUGAGAUGUCGGCAAAGACGCAUAAACAAUAGUCUUUUGUUUGUUGACCAACAAAACGGCUAUAGUACACAAGUGGCACACCAUUGAAAACCCCACCCAUGAAGAUGGUGAAAAUGCUAUAAAAUGGCAUAAUAACAGCUUGUUUCCAGAACCUUAUGCACCAAAAACACCUAGAAGAUGAGAUGGCCACAAAAAAGAUUACAUAAUAAGACAAAAUGUCCCUCCCAUAGUAGAUUGUGAAAGAGUAAAUGAUAGCUUACUAUAAAAUAUGUAUGAGAACCAGUUACCUCAUCUUGAAAAAUAAACCAGCACACUUUUGAGACAGAUUUGAAAAAAUAUAACCACCUAUGAGAGUUAGAGUGCCCAGUGACUGGACGCCACCACUCUUGUAUCAUGAUGACAGUUACGCUAUCAAAAUGUAACAAGAAGGUAACAUAUUUAAUCGCAAUAACCAUAAACACCCAAGUAGACAAAAAAGUAAGAAUUAAAGCCAUAAAAAUUAUAGACAUAGCACCAGAUCAUCAAUACCUUCACCUUCUCGGAGCCUUACAUUUCCUAAAGAAAAAGCCUAUCAGAUAUAUUGUUUAUGAAACUGAAUUUCUGGCAAUCAUUAGAAAUUAAAUCCAUCAGCACCAAACACCAUCGUUGCUAAAAGAGAAAGACAGUGCACAGCCAUUCCAACAUCAGAACAGACCCAUGUAUCCAGUGUAACAGCAGAAAGUAUAUAUGAAACAGGAAUUUGGCAGAGUCUAAACAUCAACAUAGGAUUGCAAGAAAAUCAAUUGGUACCAGGUGACAAUGGGGGGCCCUGUCAAGAAUGAGAAAUAAGAUGAACAAAUGCCCUUGCACUGGAGUAAACCAUUACACCAGUCACACCAGGGAUAGAUACAUUGUCAGAAACCGCUCAAUACAACCAAGAAGGUCUGAAGAUCUGCAAGCUUUACAAGAGACUCCAUAUGUUGGUGAUGGACCAAAGAAAAUUUGACAUACCUAAACCUCAAGCCAGCUUCUUUCCUAUAAAUACUUGUCCACAUAUGUGUUUCAUUCAAUCUUUUUGUAGAUGACUGCCUGCGUGCGAGAUGAAAUGUAAAAAAUUAAAUAAUGAAAUUAUAUAUUUCCAUGUGUUUUGGAAAUUUAUUAUAUUGUCUACCUGCAGACAAGGUGAAGAGAACAAGAAUAGAAAAGACUUUACAAACUAAAUCCUGCUCAAACAGCAACUGUUUUCAGUAAUACUGCCCUAAAAGAGGGACCUCUCCUCAAUGAUGAUUAUAAUAAAAUAAAAUAAUGUGUACAAGACAAAGCUUAUGUCUGUAAAUGAAGGAUGUAAUUUACACUGUAUUUGUAUGAACUAAAACUGAUGUAAUCUGUGCAUCCAUUUAGCAAAGUUCGAAUUUGUAUGUGUAUAUUUUCAAACCCAUCUUUACUUAUUGAUGACAAGAUUAGGUUACAGGAAAUAAUGGAAAUAGUCAGUGGGUGUUGGUUUAUAGACAAGCUUGCUUUGCAGCUUCAUCAGGUAAAUUUAUGAGUUACAGGUAUUACAUCUGCAAAGUACGCUAAAAGAAAAUUUUUCAUAGAAACUGACUGUUAGUACAUUAUUAAUUUUGAGCCAUUCAACAAGAUAAUUUAAACAUACAAAAUCUGUAAUUUUAAAAUAUAAUUAUUUUUGUCUGACAAAUAUUUUAAAGUAUAUUAACAAUAAGCUAUUACACUAGAGGAGGCCUUUACUAUGUUAAAAACAUUUAUGUUGUAAAUGAUUUAUUUUUAUUAUAGAUCAAUUGUACAGAAGGCUAUGAGGAUUUGACUUGAAUGUACAUAAUACUGAAGCAAUAUAUUCCUGUUUUCAUGCCUUCGGUGAAGACUAGGUAGACAUUCCUUAUUCAUUUGGGUUUUGGUGUGUUGGAACAUUUUUUGCCAGGUGUCUUUGUUUACAUUAAUUGUUUUAUGUGUGAGGUAUGUAUGUAGAGAAGUAGUAUCAAGGAUACAGUAGAGAAUGUAUGAGUGAGACAGUCACCUUCGCUGGUAAAUGUAAAGGUCAUGACUGCUUCUGUAGUUUGUAUUUACAUAUAGAAUAAUAGUGAAAGCAUAGAUAUAUUUAUUCAAUUUAUAAAUAAUAUAACAUUUAAUGUUUUAUGAUAAAACAGUGAAUUAUAUUCAUUAAUUAUUUCAAUGUCACUUUUUGUAGAAUUUGUGCAAUUUAGCAAUGUUUACAUCAUUCCUUAAAGAGCUUAUUUUGUGUUGCUACAGUUUAUUAGAUUAGCAGUGAGCAGUGUUACCAUUUAACAUGUGAUACUCAGUGGAAAAUAUUUAUAUAGUAGUGUUACUAUGUAAAUGAGAUUGAUAUACUUAGUAUGUAAUGUGUAUGUAUAGUAACUAGUGUUGGCAUUAGCAUUACUUAAGUAAACUGUCAAAGUUUGGUAAGCAAAGUAAACAUUUAGUAUAGGAUGGUCAAUGACAAAGUUGAUGUUGUAUAUAUUUUAUGUUAUUGUUAAGAAUUGCAAUACUGUACUGGAUAUUACUUAAUCAGUUACUUGAGUUCAUCAAACAGUUUAGACUUACAAAAUUUUUGUCUUUUUCUGCAAGGUUCAAAAUACCGUAGAAGAGAAAACUUACUGUAGUUGUAGAAAGUUACUAUAAAAGAAUUACAGUGCUGUACUACAAAUAUUUAAAGAAAAAAAUAGCAGCUGGCAUUACAUGAUCAAGUUUGAUCUAUUUUACAAGGCAUUAUUCACUGCUAGCUAGCGAAUUUAAAAUGUGCUCAUACAGAAUGUAUCUUUCAUAACUGGUGACUUUUAGGAAUUAAUUUCAGUAUUAGUUAUAUAUAUAUAAUAAAAAUACAUAGACACUAUUAAUAUAAGCAGAAAAAUCUUAUGUGUACGUGUAAUGCUUAAAUCACUAUUUAUUUGAGUGUCAGUUUACACACCAACCCUUGCACUUAUUACAGUUCACAGUCAUCUGAAGCUUCAAUAGUAGUGAUGAAUAUGCAUUAUAUACAGUAGUAUUAUAUAAUCAAUGGAAUAUUAUUGUAUAUGAAUAACAUUAUUGUUUUAAGAUCACUACAUGGAUGUGAUGUGUGUUUUGUUACAGAGCUUUAAUGAAUUUGUACAUUAGAUCAUUGAAAGGAAAACUGUGUUUACAGUAUUUUUAUUUUUUAGAUGAACUUCCCUCUUCCUCAACCCAAGUCAUAAUGUCUUCAGUUGCUGAUUGAGACAGCUAAUCUGUUGCAAAAUGCAUUUAAGUACACAUUAAUGGCCUUUUUGUCCCUUAUUAGUUGAGAGAUCUGGAGUUACUUUAUUCAGCUGCACCUUAAAGAUCUGUCAAAUGAUAUCUCAGCUGUUUUGUUUCAGGAAAAUAAACUAUUCUUUUAGUAGUCAUCUAUCAACCUCUGAUGUUAAAACAGUGUACAGUACGUAGUUUAUAUCAAGUAGCAGAGAGAAAUGAGGGUGAACGAUCAGGUUAACUUGUUUUUCUUUAUAUAAUACCCAUUCUUAAGACUCUUUACUUAGUUGAAAUAGUUAUCUUACUUUUGUCCAAAAACACAUAAGUUUUGUUUUUGUAGUGUUUGUAUGUACUGAUACUAUACAUAUUUGAGCAGAAUGAAUUUGCUUUAUGAUUACUCCCAGAAUUAGUGUUAUGAUAUUUUAUGCAGGUGAAUUUAAUUUCUAGUGGCUGUGAUAUAGGCUGUUUAGAAAUGCUUUUUUAGAAGUCCCUUUUCUAGUCGCCCGUUCACCUAAUAAACUAGACAGUCUACUUAUUAACUCUAGCUUUAGUGAAUACUAUUCUUACUGUUUUGGAAAAUCAAGGUGUUGCUAAUUUCUGUAUUUGUAUGUCUCUUAAUCUCCUUGCAUAGGGACCUGUGGAGCUGAUAUUUUUAUAUUUGUUACAACACAGGUGUUAAGAUGUAUUAUUGUUUAUAUAUUUUUGAACAGAGAAGACGUAAUGAAUAUCAGUGCUGCUAUGUAGUCUUCCUUUUUUCUUUUAAAGGUAAUAAUGUGCAGAGUUAGUCGAAGUCCAAGAGUAUUAUUUAUUUUAAAGUUUUACUGUUUAGUAUAUACAGAACUGUAAAUCCUUAUUACUGGGUUGAGCACAUAUGCCAUGCUGUAUUUGGGCUUGAUACAUUGCUACUUGUGAUGCAUUAAAUAUUCUCAUGUAAAA